This is a messenger RNA of Bombina bombina (fire-bellied toad), 1841 nucleotides long. It is a transcript of the gene RXYLT1, whose product is annotated as ribitol xylosyltransferase 1. The coding region runs from base 70 to 1404 and encodes 444 amino acids. Lineage: Eukaryota; Metazoa; Chordata; Amphibia; Anura; Bombinatoridae. The record is from RefSeq and is a predicted model, not a curated record. Gene Ontology annotation, cellular component: Golgi apparatus. Gene Ontology annotation, molecular function: ribitol beta-1,4-xylosyltransferase activity. Gene Ontology annotation, biological process: protein O-linked glycosylation via mannose. The transcript has 6 exons.
ACAUCCGUGAGCCUGGUGUAGUACUGCAGCUGACUUCAGGGGAAUGGAUAUGGGUUAGCUGAUAGCAGCAUGAGACUCACCCGCAAGCGCUUCUGCUCUUUCAUAGUCUUCAUUUACUGCCUCUUUUCACUAUAUGCCGCUUAUAGCGUUUUCUUUACAUCUGCUCAGGUUUCCAGGGUGCACAGAGUGGUGAGCAAAAAGGAAGGAGAAAAAAGAGAUCCUCAUUACUUGGCUAAAGAAGAAUGGAAUCCUUGGGAGGAAGAUGAAAAAAUUGUGAAUCAUUUGCUUUUGAAAAAACGAAUAAGUAACCAGAAACGACUUUUGAACCGAGCAUCCUACAGUGAACCAGCAGAACUGAAAGUGCAAAUAUGGGGCAAGGCCGCUAUUGGACUUUAUCUCUGGCAGCAUAUUUUGGAGGGAUCCCUUGAGCCUGCUGAAAGAUCCGCACAAUGGAGAGAAGGGCAUUUAAGGACAGAGAAAACAUUUUUCCGUUUUCUUACUGGCCCUGCAGUUGUCCCUGACUACUUAUCGGUUGAGGCAGAUAAUGUGGUGCUUGUUCUCAAUGGAAGAGAAGAAACAAAGAUCUCAUUUGCCAUACAGUGGUUACAUUACACACAGACCUUGGUGGAAAAUCGUAAGCUCCAACAUGUUGCUGUCGUGUUGCUUGGAAGUGAGCAGUGCAAUAAUGACUGGAUAAGGCCUUACCUCAAAAGACACGGAGGGUUUGUGGAUCUCCUUUUUUUUGUCUAUGACAGCACGUGGAUUAAUGAUGAGGAUGUUUACCAGUGGCCCCUCGGAGUGGCUACCUAUAGAAAUUUUCCAAUUGUUGAGCCAAACUGGUCCAUGGUUCAAGAUUCUCGGCCAUACGUGUGCAAUUUUGUUGGAACUAUAUAUAGCAAUUCCUCUAGGGAGACCCUUAUGGAUAUUGUAAAAAAGAAUGGUCUGGAACAGCUUUGUUUGAUCUCACCUAGAGAACAGUGGCAACCUCAAGAAACAAAUGAGAGUUUUAAAAGCUACCAUGAUGCACUGCUGCAGAGUGACCUGACAUUAAGCCCGGUUGGUGUAAACACGGAGUGCUAUAGAAUUUAUGAAGCUUGCUCCUAUGGCUCUGUUCCUGUAGUGGAAGAUGUAAUGACACCAGGGACAUGUGGAAACUCCUCUGUAACAAACAGUGCUCCUUUGCAGUUGUUGAAGUCGAUGGGGGCUCCGUUUAUCUUUAUUAAGUCAUGGAAAGAACUUCCUGCUUUAUUACAGAAAGAGAGAAGCAUGACCUUACAAGAAAAGAUUCAGAGGAGGAAAAGGGUGAUAGAAUGGUAUCGGCAAUUCAAGGCACAGCUCAGACAGAGAUUUGUUCAAGUGCUUGAAAAGACCUUUUUAAAUGAUGAUAGAGAGAUAAAUGUAUGAUCACUUUAUAGAGUCAAGCAGACAUUUCAGAAUAAAACACCAGUACAAGGUCUGUACUGAGUAAAUUGUAUGUCAUAUUAUCUGAAUGGUGGACCCAUUUGUGUAGUCACGGUAACCUGUAAAUAAAACAAUAGAACUCUGAAAUCAACCCUAUGAUGUGUCUGCACUGUAAGCUAUGAAAAUCUAAAUUCAUAUGUGCAUGCAGUAUUAACUUCUACAGAGAACAUCAUAUUCAGUGUAAAUGUAAGAUUAAACCGUAUCUGUUUUUUAGCUCCGUAAUAUUAUUUCACCUGUUCUCAUCUGUGGAGUUACUAUGUCAUCCAUCACAGCGGCUCACUGCACUUAGGUGGUUGAAAAAAGGCUUUUCAUUUAUCCCUCCCAUCACAAAAUUGUCUCUCAUACCUUAAUAUUAAAAUACUAAAACACUAAACUGGCAA